Messenger RNA from Phyllopteryx taeniolatus (common seadragon), 5216 nucleotides. RefSeq names its product histamine H3 receptor-like. NCBI's taxonomy places the organism in Eukaryota, Metazoa, Chordata, Actinopteri, Syngnathiformes, Syngnathidae. Gene Ontology annotation, cellular component: membrane. Gene Ontology annotation, biological process: adenylate cyclase-activating adrenergic receptor signaling pathway. Gene Ontology annotation, molecular function: histamine receptor activity. The coding region runs from base 884 to 2143 and encodes 419 amino acids. The transcript is spliced from 4 exons. The record is from RefSeq and is a predicted model, not a curated record.
CCGGCUUUUGUCUGAGGGCGUUAGUGCGUUUGAAUUACAUUGGGAUGUAAAAUUGGGGGACAUUUUUCUCUGACAAAGGGUUAGGGUUAGGGAACCACCACAUUUUGCCUCCUGUUUCUGUCUUCCGGUUCAAGUGUGGUGGAUUUUCUUCUCCUGGCGGAUUGCACGAAAGCCCACUUGAAUGGUAACUUGAAUGGUCUACUAAAACAGUUUGUCAUUCAGCAAGUUGUACACAAAGUUCAAAAUAUUGAACAGUUGGACUUACAUUCAAAUGUUUCGAGAAGUUCCCUUGUCAAGGUUAUUGUGUCUUUUAGGUUCGUCAUGAAUUUUUUUUUUAUUAUCAUGUUUUUUUUUAUCCUUCUGGUGUUGGUUUUACAUUUGUGUGACCUCGUAUUGGUUGUGAUUCUAUUCUAUUUUUGUCUUUGAGGUUUGCGGCUAUGUGAUCGUGUGACGUUGUACUUGUUGCGGAGAAGCUUUUAUUGUGGAGUUCUAAGCGGAAGCAGAGCGUGGUUGUAGCACGGAUGAAGAUUGACAAAGAAAAAGAAAAAAAACGUGCGCUCACACCUCUCAUGCGCACAAGGAAUAAAGGCGCGCGCCACGCACGAGCAGAUCUCCCGGUGCUCCAGCGUCCACGAGGUGACCAGCGGACGGCUUUUUUGUUUGUUUUUUUUAUUAUUAUUUUUAUUAUUUUUUUGUGAACUCUCUUUUCUUCUUCUCACACAAAAAAUACAAAAAUAAUACAAAUUGAACGAACUCCCCAAACAAGCGAUGGCAGGUUAUCCUACCCUGCAGGUGUUUUUUUUGUUUUGUCUUUUUUUGGGGGCGCCACAGUUGAAUUUGGGAAGUGCGAAGGCGUGAGGAUGCUGCGGGUGAUCCGCUAACCAUGGGCGUGUUGGAGUCCAACUCCACCGGUAACUUGACCACCGCGGUGUCCGGCGGCGCGCUGCCGCUGCCGGGUUACCUGGCGCUGCUUCUGUCGGUGCUCAUGGGCACGCUGGUGGCCACGGUGGUGGCGGGCAACGCGCUGGUCAUCCUUGCCUUCGUCGUGGACAAAUCCCUGAGAACUCAGAGCAACUACUUCUUCCUCAACCUGGCCAUAUCUGAUUUCCUCGUGGGUGCCUUCUGCAUCCCGGUGUACAUCCCGUACAACUUGACGGGCAGGUGGAUGCUGAGCAAGAGUCUUUGCAAGGUGUGGCUGGUCAUGGACUACCUGCUCUGCACCGCCUCCGUGUUCAACAUCGUGCUCAUCAGCUACGACCGCUUCCUGUCUGUCACCAGAGCUGUGAAAUACAGAGCCCAGCGCAACAUGACCCGCCAGGCGGUGCUCAAGAUGGCGGCGGUGUGGGCGCUAGCCUUCCUCCUCUAUGGCCCCGCCAUCAUCUUCUGGGAGGCGGCAGUGGGCCACAGCGUGGUGCCGGCUCACGAGUGCUACGCCGAGUUCUACUUCACCUGGUACUUCCUGCUGUGCGCCUCCACCUUCGAGUUCUUCACGCCCUUCGUGUCCGUGGCCUACUUCAACCUGAGCAUCUACCUGAACAUCCACCGGCGCCACAGGAACGCAGGCGUGGGCCCCCGCCACGAGACGCCGCCCCCCCAGCCGACGAAAAAACAGAGGGACGGCGCGGCGUGGUCCGUGUUCUUCGUCAAGAACCGCAAGGUGUUGUGCAGCGAGCCCAUCGCCGUCUCGGCCGUCAUCGAGAACGACGAGGGGAUCUCGCCGCCCUACGGCGGCAGCCCCGACGGCAGUCAGAUCCUGGCGCACAGGGAGAAGUCCUCGCCGGGCGGAAGGAACUCCAGGCCGUUCCGGCACUCGCCGGCGGUGACGGCGCCGGGCCGCAAGACGCCGGGAUCCCGCCUUUCCCGAGACAUCAAGAUCGCCAAGUCCCUGGCCGUCAUCGUGUGCACUUUUGGGAUCUGCUGGGCCCCUUACACGCUGCUGAUGAUCAUCCGCGCCGCCUGCAGCGGCGCGUGCGUGGCCAACUACUGGUACGACAUCACGUUCUGGCUCCUGUGGCUCAACUCGGCCGUCAACCCGUUCCUGUACCCGCUUUGCCACAGCAGCUUCCGAAGGGCUUUCUCCAAGAUCCUGUGUCCCAAGAAACAAUCCGUCCGGCCUCAGGUGGCGGAGGCGCAGCCGUGUUAGAGCCGCUGUACGUGCCAAUGCAAAAACUGAAACACUGUGUAUAAAAAAAAGAAAGAAAGAAAGAAAAAAUAACAACUCCACUUCCUUGUUCUUCCAUCCCAAACAUCCAAAAUGAAAAAAAAAAAAAAUAAAUAAAAAGACUGUUAGGAUGCUCAAAGCACAUAAAGAGCAGAGACCUCCGCCAAGGCAGGACAAUCCCGAAACUUCCCCCCCCAAAAUAACUUACUUAUUUGCAGUACCUGUCCGAUGGACCAGCAUUUGGGUCUAAAGACUAGAGUGGAACCUCUAAAGUUGAACAUAAUCACUUGCCUGACACACGUCAUAAUAGAAUGUUUUUAUUAUUAUUUUUUUCAUAUGUACAGUUGAAACCAGAAGUUUACAGUACAUAUACUAUAUAAAAAAAACAUCCUUUUUUUUUUUUUUUUUCCUUCUCACCGUCAGACAUGAAAUCAGACUAAACUUUUCCCGUUUUAGGUCAAUUAGGAUUACCAAAAUAUUUUCUAUUUGCAUUAUGCCAGAAUGAUGAGAAGGUUUUUUUUUAAAGCCAAUUUGUUAUUACUUUUAUGACCCCCAAGUCAGAUGUUGACAUACAUUCCAUUAAUAUUUGGUACCAUUGGGCGAUGGAUGGAUGAUGCAUACUUGCGAUGUUAAUCCUUGGCUGCGAAAAAUGUGGAAUUUUGAGGUUCUGCUGUCAUAUGGCCCACAUUGCACCCCAUUGACGAAAACCGCCUCCUGAAAAUGCUUGAAUUUUGUUCUGAACUCAUUCACUGCCAGCCGUUUUUCAAAACAGAGUUCCCCAUAUUGCCUAUGGUUUUAGAGCAUUUUGACUGAUCUUUCAGGGUAUUUUUUCCCGCAUUUGUUUUUUUCCCCCUCAAGAUCGCAACACACACUUUCUAGUCCCUACGGCGACACAUACUCUGUUUAUAUAUAUACAAGCUCUGUUUGAGUGUGAGGUGCCUCAACUUGUCCAACUUCCAUGUUGGCAAUUCUCUCCCUCAUAAUCGACGUGACAAGCAGACAUUCACCCCCGUAUUAUCUUGAUUUUCUCCUGAAAAGCGGUGCUAUCUCCAGGAAUCUGUUAGUCCUUACAGCGGUUCACAAACCAGAAUUUUACAGACAAGCCGGACGAGACCCUCUUCCACGCCUACUCGUUGAAAAACAUACUCGACAAAUAUUACAUAUCAGUGGCAGUAAAUUCCAGAUGACGAACAUAAACGUCUAUGGCAGUGAAUGAGUUGAGUUGUGUGUUAUUUGCAUACAAGUUAAAGGGCACAUCUUAUGUCAACUUGCCUUUAUAAUUGCUUCAAGACAAUUCGCUGGGUUUCUGGAGUGCCUGCUAACCCAUCAAGUGUGAAGUUACACAAACAAGUAUUAUCUGCCAAUUCUCCAAAAUGUGUCUAUUAGUGAGCAGAAUUGUGAUGUAACAGUCGGGCAAAUUUACAUAAUACCUCCCUCUGCGUCGAGUUUCUGCGCCGAUUACUUGGCAGCUGUGCUGGGUGAAGACCCGCCAUUUUCAAGCCAUGUUUGGAUUACGCGUAAGUACUAUCAUGUCAAAGCCAAAAGAUAAGCAAAGAUGCAGCGUUAGCACAGAUUACAGUUAGCUUCUCCCAAAUAUUUGGCAAAGUUCUCGAGGUCUGGGCUUGGGGUAUUUGUGUUUGUGUGUUUGCCGAUGCGUCCGCUGCUUGCGCCACAUGCACAGAUCCGCUAUACUAUGUGAUUCAGUGGCUUGGUGGUGAAGUGCUGCCUCCAUGAAUGAAAAUACAUCACUGGGAACUGUUUUAAAUUGUGAAAAAAAGGCAUAAUACAAUAUGACUCCACCAAUUAAAAUGUAGAAAUGUGAAAAACAAAAAAUCCUGCACUUUGAUCCUUUACCUUUACCUUGGCGGAGGUAACAGCUUGGGACUCUUAUGGCACCUUAAAAAAAAAAGAAAUAAAAAAAGCACAGAUUCUCUGUGAGGUGUACCUGUCCACGUUGAAAUGCAUGCGAACGAACGAUCACUGGCAAUCUCUCUGCAGUGACGUGCUUUAAGCUUUGCGGUCACUGUUUGUGCGUUUUUGUGCGUGCGUGUGUGUGCAUGUGUCCUUUUGUGCGCUGACGACAACAAUAAUUCCUCCUGAUAUGUUUUAUGAUACCUUUUAAUAUCGCCCCCUAUGACAAAAUGCCCUUUCACAAGCGGCGUCGGCCAUUACGCGGGGUCCUUUCUGUUUGAAAAAGCGAGCAAAUUCGAGCCUGUCGUCUCGCAGCAAUAUCGUGACAAAUGGAGUGUCUUUAACACUGACAGGAAGUGAAUAGUUCGCAUUUGUUUACUCAAUACUGAAUGUCGUUUUGCUUUUACAUCACUUGAUGUGAAAAGUUGGGUGAAGAGCUGAAACCUGCCAACUCUAAAAAUCUGCACUUGUCGUCCUGCGGUCGACGCUCCGAAAUGUACAGCACAAUGAGCGGUUUUGUACAAAAAUAUCUAUGCCAACUCUGUGUUUAACAGUUGUGUGUUCUUUCAACGCAGUAUUUACUACUAGUCAAAGACUGAUUUGUACCCUCCCCCCCAAAAUAGCACUUGACAACUUUGUAACUUGGUGAUGAAUGUGUGUCAGUGUGAAUAGCCAAAGAAAAAAACAUUUAAAUAAAGACUGACUACAAGUACGGAAGCCUUCAUUGAGUAAAUAUUGUUGUUACUACAGCGUUAUUCACAUUAAGCAUUAAGCAAAAGUCUGAGUUUAUUUGGAGACCACCCACAAAAUAAAUAUUUGUUUGGAAAAAAAAAAAGUUUUCAAAGACUACAAUUGGUGUUAAAAGACAAAUGACCUGACAAGCUUUAAUUUACGAUAUAGCAAGCUUGAUUAGCUUAGCAUUGGGCUAAACUCGUUUUCUUUUUGAAUCAUCCUCAAAGUAAACAUUUGUCAAAAAGUUUGAAAAUUGUUCACAAAAGCCCUUUGAAAGAACAUAUUUUAAGUUCCAGGAUUAUUUACAUUCGCUAAAGUGUUAGACUCCUGACAAGCUAUUAAGCUAAGCUUAAUAGCUUAGCUUAAUAGCUUGACACUCGAGUGUGGCGUAAGACCAAAGUGCAGCUACUGG